Messenger RNA from Aspergillus melleus, 393 nucleotides. Its product is annotated as mRNA cleavage and polyadenylation factor subunit. Gene Ontology annotation, molecular function: nucleic acid binding. The transcript has a single exon. Gene Ontology annotation, cellular component: mRNA cleavage and polyadenylation specificity factor complex; nucleus. NCBI's taxonomy places the organism in Eukaryota, Fungi, Ascomycota, Eurotiomycetes, Eurotiales, Aspergillaceae. Bases 1 to 393 code for a protein of 130 amino acids. The record is from RefSeq and is a predicted model, not a curated record.
AUGGUCUCCUCGGAGCGAGUCGGCUCCUCCGACGCGGAUGAAAUGGACGUCGACACGCAGGUGUCACGACAUCAGGUGCUGGUGACCGCCGAAAACGGCUCCGUCGGUCUGGUGACCUGCGUGUCCGAGGAAUCGUACCGUCGGCUCUCCGCCCUCCAAUCCCAGUUGACAAACGCCCUGGAGCAUCCCUGCGGGCUGAAUCCGCGCGCUUUCCGGGCCGUUGAGAGCGACGGGAGCGUGGGGAGAGGCAUGCUCGAUGGGGCCCUCCUCGCUCGAUGGCUGGAUCUGAGCGUAACCCGCAGGAGUGAAUUAGCCAGUCGGGUAGGAGCGAAUCAAUGGGAAAUCAAGGCGGAUCUGGAAGCUAUUGGUGGCGCGGGGCUUGGAUUUUUGUAG